Molecule: messenger RNA, 1295 nt
Organism: Mucor mucedo
Lineage: Eukaryota; Fungi; Mucoromycota; Mucoromycetes; Mucorales; Mucoraceae
Product: kinase-like domain-containing protein
Exons: 7
Coding region: 91-1275 (394 amino acids)
Biological process (GO): protein phosphorylation; signal transduction
Cellular component (GO): cytoplasm
Molecular function (GO): protein serine/threonine kinase activity; ATP binding
Source: RefSeq, a predicted model, not a curated record
UUUUUUUUUAUUUUUAUUUUUGAGUGUGUGUGUGUGUGUGCGAGUGAGUGUGUAUAUCUGCUUAAAAUAAGAACGACAACAAAAAAGUGAAUGGACCACCAAUUAGGAAACAACAGCAUACUUCCAGGGUCACCAUUACCAACCAGCCAUCUGCGACAUGUGCGUGUUGCUGCCAAAGACGGUACGACCGGCAAAGACAUUCAACUUCACUAUACGCACGAGAAAGUCAUUGGCAACGGUUCAUUUGGUGUUGUCUAUCAAGCCAAACUCAUGAACACUGGCGAGAAUGCAGCCAUUAAAAAAGUCUUGCAAGAUAAACGAUUCAAGAAUCGAGAGUUGGAAAUGAUGCGCAUGAUGCAACAUCCCAAUGUGUGUGCUUUAAAAGCGUAUUUCUACAAUCAAGGUGAAAAGAGAGACGAAAUCUAUUUAAAUCUAGUCAUGGAGUAUGUGCCCGAGACAGUCUACCGAGUAGCCCGUCAUUAUGCCAAAAUCCGACAACCUAUACCCAUUCUUCAGGUCAAAAUAUACAUGUAUCAACUGUACCGAGCAUUAGCUUACUGUCACAGUAUUGGCAUCUGUCAUCGAGACAUUAAACCUCAGAACCUGCUGUUGGAACCAAUAACAGGCGUACUCAAGCUCUGUGAUUUUGGCAGUGCGAAAAUACUGAAUUCGGGCGACUCAAACGUUUCAUACAUUUGCUCUCGUUAUUACCGUGCCCCUGAACUCAUCUUUGGGGCUGCCGAGUACUCAACAAAGAUUGAUAUUUGGUCUGCAGGAUGUGUGAUGGGUGAGCUUUUGUUGGGCCAACCAUUAUUUCCAGGAGAAAGUGGAAUUGAUCAAUUAGUGGAAAUUAUUAAAGUCUUGGGAACUCCCUCACGAGAACAGAUUGAGUUGAUGAAUCCCAACUAUAACGAUCACAAGUUCCCACUGAUCAAACCUCAUCCGUUUUCCAAGAUUUUCAGACUGAGAACACCACCCGAGGCCAUUGAUUUAAUGUCCUUGAUUUUACAAUAUAAUCCGCUAGCAAGACCCUGUGCCAGUCAGGCACUUGUUCACCCAUUCUUCGAUGAAUUACGAAAUCCAGAUACACGAAUGUCUACAGGAAAAGAUCUUCCGCCUUUGUUUAAUUUUUCUAUUGGAGAGUUAUCGAUCCAGCCAGAAUACAAUAAGCGCCUUGUACCACCACACUGCUACGAUGAAUUGUUAUCGAGAGAUAUUAAUCUGAAUGAAUUCGUACCAAUCCCCGCAGAAGGUUUACGCAUCGUAUUGGAUUAAAUAAUAGUUAUAAAAAAAAA